GGAGGAAGAAGAGAGAGAGAGAGCGAGGUUACACGCAGACAGAGGAGAGGAAGUGAGGUGUCGAGGUCAUGGAUGCCCUGGCACUGGAGGCCACCCAGCCCAAAAAGGCCUCCCCGCCUGCCGCGCCCGUUCCAGCCAAACGCCCCAAACCCGCCAAAAAGGCUAAAAAAGCUGUGGUUUUCUUUGAGGUGGAGAUCCUGGAUGCCAAGACCAAGGACAAGCUCUGCUUCCUGGACAAGGUGGAGCCAAAUGCCACCAUCGGAGAGAUCAAGUCCAUGUUCCACAAGUCCCACCCACAGUGGUAUCCGGCCAGACAGUCCAUCCGCCUCGACCCCAAGGGGAAGUCUCUGAAGGACGAGGACGUGCUGCAGCAGCUCCCUGUGGGGACCACCGCCACCUUCUACUUCAGAGACCUGGGAGCACAGAUCAGCUGGGUCACUGUGUUUCUGACAGAGUAUGCCGGGCCACUCAUCAUCUACCUGCUGUUCUAUUUCCGGGUUCCCUUCAUCUACGCCCCGAAGUACGACUUCACCACCAGCAAACACUGGGUUGUGCAUCUAGCAUGUAUGUGUCACUCCUUCCACUACGUCAAGAGACUCUUGGAGACCCUGUUUGUCCAUCGCUUCUCCCAUGGCACUAUGCCCCUGCGCAACAUCUUCAAGAACUGUACCUACUACUGGGGCUUCGCUGCAUGGAUGGCCUAUUACAUCAACCACCCUCUCUACACGCCACCCAUCUAUGGAGAGCAGCAGGUGAAGAUGGCCCUCAUUAUAUUCCUGUUCUGCCAGAUCGGAAAUUUCUCCAUCCACAUCGCCCUGCGCAACCUUCGACCUCCCGGUUCUAAGACCAGGAAGAUCCCGUACCCCACAAAGAAUCCCUUCACCUGGAUCUUCCUGCUCGUCUCUUGUCCUAACUACACCUAUGAGCUGGGGUCCUGGCUGGGCUUCACCCUGAUGACCCAGUGCCUGCCGGUGGCCUUCUUCACCCUGGUGGGCUUCGUCCAGAUGACCGUGUGGGCCAAGGGCAAGCACCGCAGCUACCUGAAGGAGUUCCGUGACUACCCCUCCCUCCGCUCCCCCAUCCUGCCCUUCAUCCUGUAGCCCCCCCCCCCCCCCCCAGAUCCUCGGACCAUCUCCAGACACACAAGAUCCAGCUCGCUCCAAUCAGGACUUUGCUUUUCUGGGAGAUUGCUGCUCAUUGGCUAGUGAUGGGAGAAGGUUGGGCUUCAUGAAUCCCCCCACUCCCCAGUGGGUGGAGCCAUGUGUUACCAGGCAACCACUUACUUCGACCACUUGUAGUAUUUGGCUUUGGAGGCUGGAGAGGGAAAUGUGUUUUGAUUGGUUAGUACAAUGUGUCAGUCAUUGGGUGGCACGUUAGCUUCAUCCGGAUUGGGAGGUUCAUGAGGUCACCCAAUCCCAUCCCCAUCAUAAAGGAAGUCAGUGUAUUGGUCUGAUGUGAGUGUCCUUGGGUUCUGUCUAUUUCUCACAUUAAUUGGGUAUAUUGUAAAAAAAAAAGGGCUCAUUAAGAGAGGAAUAAAAUAACAAUUGUACUUGUUAGUUUAGAACAUUAAUGUAUCAAAAUUGGUCCGUGGCAUUGGGAACUUAAUGUUUUGUUGAUAAAUGUUGUUGAGCCAAUUUCUUGAUUAAGAAAAAAGAAAAACAUAAUAUUUUAAUAGGCUUUCUUCCAUGAAUCCAAACCGUAAAGCACUGGAAAUGUGUUUGCCCUGUAAUCUAGGCAACUUUGUUCUUUUGAUCUAUGUAAGGCUAAUUUCUUACAAAAAAAAGUUUUUUUCUGUCUUAUGUCUGAAUGAUUCAUUACUGAUUUCUCUUGUUUACUAAACAUACUGUUUACAGCAGUGUCUACUGAAUAUA
This is a messenger RNA of Anguilla anguilla (European eel), 1871 nucleotides long. RefSeq names its product trans-2,3-enoyl-CoA reductase b (gene tecrb). The record is from RefSeq and is a predicted model, not a curated record. Lineage: Eukaryota; Metazoa; Chordata; Actinopteri; Anguilliformes; Anguillidae. Bases 69 to 1100 code for a protein of 343 amino acids. Gene Ontology annotation, molecular function: oxidoreductase activity, acting on the CH-CH group of donors. The transcript has 11 exons. Gene Ontology annotation, biological process: very long-chain fatty acid biosynthetic process.